Messenger RNA from Dunckerocampus dactyliophorus (ringed pipefish), 4745 nucleotides. RefSeq names its product mitochondrial ribosomal protein L11 (gene mrpl11). Gene Ontology annotation, biological process: translation. The transcript is spliced from 6 exons. The coding region runs from base 129 to 725 and encodes 198 amino acids. Gene Ontology annotation, molecular function: structural constituent of ribosome; large ribosomal subunit rRNA binding. NCBI's taxonomy places the organism in Eukaryota, Metazoa, Chordata, Actinopteri, Syngnathiformes, Syngnathidae. The record is from RefSeq and is a predicted model, not a curated record. Gene Ontology annotation, cellular component: ribosome; mitochondrial large ribosomal subunit.
CGCUGCGUGGAUGAGUAGCAGCAAAUAGACAAGCGUGGUAGAAUCCAACAUGUCUGCGCCCUGAAGGAUAGCAACGCUAACGGCGACGAACAUCAGCAAAACAAGACAGGCUGUCCAUCACGCGCAAGAUGUCGAAGAUCUCCAGGACAGCCAAGGUUGUGAAGAAGGUGGAUCCAGGCGGUGUAAUCCGGGCUAUAGUGAGGUCAGGACAAGCGGCUCCUGGCCCUCCACUGGGCCCCAUCCUGGGACAGAGAGGCAUCCCCAUUGGGCAGUUCUGCAAGGACUUCAAUGAGAAAACCAAGGAGCUAAAGGAGGGCAUCCCUCUUCCAAUCAGGAUCAGCGUGAAGCCCGACAGGACCUAUGACCUUCACAUCGGCCAGCCCACAGUCUCCUACUUCCUCAAGCAAGCAGCGGGCAUCGCCAAAGGUGCUGGAAAGACAGGCCACGAAACAGCCGGGAUGGUGACGGUGCGAGCGGUAUAUGAAAUCGCCCAGGUCAAAGCCCAGGACGAGUGCUUCAAAGUAAGGAACACCUCCAUGGAGAACGUCGUCAAGAGCAUCAUCGGGUCGGCCAAGUCGCUCGGCAUCAAGAUCGUCAAGGACCUCUCGGCAAACGAGUACAAAGUGUUCUUGGAGGAGAGGGAGGAGAAGUUGAAAGCCGACGCGGAGGCGGCAGCAGCGGCCGCAGCCGAAGCUGCGACGAGCAAGAAGAGAGGAACACUUUGACAACUACAAUUCUACAACAGCACAUGUUGGUUGGGACUCUCCAUGGCGUAUUACUGACACCUAGUGACGAGGUGAAGUCCUGCUCCACAUUGCAUACAUGAUUUCUGUUCCAUAUACCAGCACGGAAUAAACUUUGUGUUCUUUGGUGUGUUUCUUCUUUUGCCAAAAAUAUUUAUGGUCCACUAGGUUACUUUUCUACCAAAACAUGCAGUUGUGGAGGGAUUUUUAAAAUGUUUUAUGAACAUUUCCUGAAGCAAGUUGUCUUCUUGUCAGUAAGUGCACGCACUUUCCUUCCCAUUUAUACUCUCACGGUCUGUUAACCUCACACUUAAUCUAUGUUAACUCGUUCAGUCCCAGCCAUUUUACACCAUUUGGACUCAUCUUUCAGGGCACACAGAAUAUUGUGUUGUGUUGCUAUAGAAACAUGGAACCUACCAAAAGACACAUUAGACUCCCGUCUUUCAUCAGAAACAAGAUGUUUCCACUCUUUUCCUUUCUUUAGUAAUCAGUAGUAGAACAUAGGUACGUUUCAGGAAAAUAUCAGUUCCCGACUAAAAAAGGGAGAAACGCAGCUUUUUGUGAAAAGAUACAUUUCAAGCAUAACUUUCACUUUGACACAAAUAUUUGUUGCUUUUGUGACAGCUGAAAUAUCUAAACAACUACACCAACAUAACACAAAAAGGCUUGUUUUACAUCAAAAUAACAAUUUACUUACAAAUAUAACACCAUGAACUAUUUAGAAUUUUCACAUUUGGAACUAAACUGUGUGCGCGCGUGCAUGCGUUAAAAUUUCCCUACAAUACGUAACCUUCUGCCCGCUACACUCUUCCGCACUCUUCCACUUCCUCCUUGCUGUUGAGUGUGUUUUGACUUGCAAAAGAUCCAUGCUGAGCUCUUAUCAAAUGCACUUCUGCCACCUGGCCUCUUUUAUGUCUUAAAAGAGCAAGAAAAGUGGCCUUUUUUAUUGUGCACUUGGAUUAUCACCUCUUUUUGCCUUGUGCAAAAAAAUUAUAAAGAUGCUUUGGGAGCGAGCAUUCGGGUUUAAAAAAAAUGUAUAAAUACGACUUUGGUAUUGAAUGAGUUAAAUGUGCUGUCCCUCUUUGGCUCCAAAUGACACUUUUUUUUCAACCCCCAUAAAAUAUAAGACCACCACCACCGGCUAGCGUAUGUGACCAACAGUCCUUUAAAAGAACAAAUUGAGCCUAUUUGUCUACAUUUGUCACAAUUCCAAUGUUAACAUUGUAGAAAAAAGACUGUGGUUAUCAUAGGCUAUGCAUUCAAGAAUAGCUAACCUUAGUAGAUAAACUUAACCAAAUUGCUAUAAUUAGCUGACAACAAACCUAACACGUUUGUGUUGCAUGGGGUGUGGCUUGCAAUCUUGCAGGAAGAGUGCAGCUGUAUAAUGCUUGAAGCACAUUCAUAAGUCGGUAUACAGUAUGUUAGCAUAUAAACAUGUUAGCAUUUUAGCCAGUAGUCCUGACUACUAUGUAGCAUGUACACAACAUUAAUCCCUCCUUUAACACGGUUAAUUGAAUUUCCACAAAGUAGGAUUCCUUCUUUAUAAAUGGAAUAUUUUUGUAGUUGUGGCAUAGAAAACCAGAUUAUAAUCUUCUAAAUAUGGUUUUUUUUUUUUUUUACAUUAGAACCUUCUACACAUGAAAUAACACCCUUUACAUAGUCACCUUUGCAUUCAUAUUAGCCAAUAUAGUAGACAUCAUCAGAGAAAAUAAGACAGUUUACCUUGUAGGGGGGCAGAGUGGGUGGUGGACAGGAAGUGACAUUCAGAGUUGAAUUUUAUAUUGUUGUGGACUAUGGGCUAUUAUUACAUUAUUAUGGUGCCUGUUGUGAGAUAAGUUAAACCUGCAAUAAAAGCCUGUUGUUACGGCGAUCAAGUCUGGUGCUUAUCUCACCAAACAAGUACUGACAUAGCCGCAUGGCUUGUUUGUUUUAAAAACAAAAUAUCACUGUGCUAAAAAGUCACAUUUGGAGUCCAAAGACCAGAAGCUAGGCAGAUAACGCUAGAAAUACUGUACAAGACGCGUCAUCUUGCUGGCAACCCUACAUGACACAGCAGACAUGUGGUAUUUGUCGCCACACGGCAAUCGUUUUUUUGUGAUCGGCCUUGAAAGGCGUUUAUCGGCAUACGCUGAUCACGUGUUUUUUUUUUUUUUACAGAAAUCGUCCCAUAUUGAUCGGUGGCCGAUCGAUCGGAGCAUCCGAAGUCGUUAGAGCCUAGAAAUGCUGUUUAAGACUUUCUAAAUACGCUUUUAACAUUAUUAGAGCCCUGUAGACAUGAAAUAACACCCAUAUAGUCACAUUUACACUCCUAUUAUUCAAUGAUUACAUCACAUUGCUCAACUCUUAUGCUGCAGGGACUCAAGACAGCCCAUAGCUAACAAGCUAGCGACCUAACCAGUUAGCCUUGAAUCAAAAUCUUGUAAAUUUAAGAGGCCAAAAGUUCAUGCGGGACAUGCCAUGGCUGACUUCAUGACUUCAUGCAGUGCUUAGGUAACGUCAUGUAAGCUAAUGUCUCAAUGUUUUGCGUCAUUCCUGCGCCUAGUGACCACAACACUACAUAUCACUUAUAUUUCCGUUUGUUUUAACUAAUAAUAGUUGAUAGCACAGUAUUCCCUCGCAUAUCGCGGUUAAUUGGUUCCAGACCUGACAAUCUUAAAGGAAUUUCUGCGAUAUAUGACCCAAUGUAAACAAAUGGAAUAUUGUUGCAGUUAGCGCAUGUGAAACCUGUAUGGGUUUUAAUAUUAUUAUAGCCCUGUAGACAUGAAAUAACACCCCAAUAGUCAUUUUUACACUACUAUUACUCUUUGUUUACAUCACAUUGCGCACACUCCAGGGACAUAACAAACAGCAGGCACUAGUGUAGCAAGCUAGCGCACUAAAUAGUUAGCCUCUCUAAUUUACCUAUUCUAAACUUAGUGUUUCAAACGAAGUGGGCAAGGACGACAAAUGAGACAAAAAACUUUCCACUCCCAGACGGAUAGAAGAGAGGAGAACCAUUUUUUCACCAAAGCAGCACAAUGGUUGAUGUGUUUACUUAUAGGACAAGCAGUGCACACAAGUGAAAGACUCCGAUGUAUGGCUAAUCAAUGUAUUCCCUUUCGAGUACCAGUACUCAAAGAGAUGUGUUUCGAGCAACACCGGCUAGGAACGGAUGAAAGCAUUUCAUUUUCAAAAGACGAGCCGAAUAACCAUCACGGUAGUGAAAACUUGUUCCCAAAGUUAGUGUCACUUUAUACCUCUACAAUUGUGCAAAAAGGGAUGCGAAAAUGUUGAAGAUGUAAAUUAAAUGUUGCAUUUCCACUCGACUUUCGCUAUGUGUAGGCAAGCUAUGACCGAAGGUGUGUCCUGUAGCUUCACAUUUUAUUCAGUACGAUAUUGUGAGGGCCGACUGUAUUUUAUUCACACGCUUGCGUCAUAUCUAGUGCAGUUCUUGUUUGUAUCAGACGAUGGCAGCAGAUGACUAGUUCCAAGGGUCCUCAGCAGGUCAUCUUUACUGCACCCCUGACAACUGCAAAAGGUCGGUAUGGAACAAAAUGUACACCUUUAUAGGAAAUGUGUAAUAUAUAAGACGGAUGUAUGAUAAAUCAUGUGCUGUACGUUGCUCUUCACGUGUAGUGAUACAUGGUUUACUUCAUGUAUUAACAGGAUGAAAAUGUGACAUGUACAGUAUGAUGAUUUUUCCAUUUCUUCAUGUAAUUUGUUGCAUUUUAUCAUUUUUUCUACACAUCCCUCUUUACUGUACCUCUAAAUUUAGCCUCCCUUCACUUGCUUUGUCUCCUCACUCCAGCCCUCCCCUCUCUGAGCCUGCUGAAUGGAUGCUGAGAAUAGACUUGGAGGGCUGCUGAGCAGGAAUGCCUAUAUAUGGAGCCUUACAGGUACAUCCAGUGAAUGUGGGUAAGUGUGCUUUGUAAAAGAAGGUGUGUGUCAUCAUCAUCAUCAUGGGUGGGAGGCCAAGCUUUUGAGUGCGAGUGCGCAUGCUCGUACGCACAAAGCUCGGUGUGC